Molecule: messenger RNA, 801 nt
Organism: Mucor mucedo
Lineage: Eukaryota; Fungi; Mucoromycota; Mucoromycetes; Mucorales; Mucoraceae
Exons: 2
Coding region: 1-801 (266 amino acids)
Source: RefSeq, a predicted model, not a curated record
AUGGAAGAUGAAAACACUAAUCCUCCCGCUUGGGCAACUGCCCUCCUCCAACGUAUUAACCAUUUGGAGAGUCGAUUGGCUACAGCAAAUAUCAUUAACGAUGAUCCUAAUGUGCAGCUUCGCUCUCCUGGCUCUGAAUUUACACCAGAUGUUCAGAUGUUGGAACAGCACCCGUACUUGGAAGAGGAUUUCCUCAGACGACCUCUAUCAGAUUCAGAUAGACGAAAAUAUUUCUUCGAGUGUCCUAAGAAUUCCAUCCAACAAUAUGACCCUCCAAAACUUAACAAAGUUAAUGUUUCAGCCGCACACAAACAAUUUGAUUCACAUCUUCAUCAAAUUCAGUUUACGUAUCAACUCCAAAACAAUCAAUGGGAACCUGAAGUUCUUCACAAUCAAUCCCGCAAUUUUGCUCAUACCAUGCAAGAGUUACUUUCUAAUUUGGCCUCACACAUCACCCAAAUUCGUACAGAUAAUAUGUUCAAGGGACUACCUGCGUCUCUCGAGCCCCCAUCUCUUGAUACAUCUGAAACUUCUUUGUUGGAUAAUAAAGAAAUGGUGGAACAUAUUAAGUUACAACAAUCUGUUCAGAAUGCCACACAAGCCAAAAAACACAGCCACAGGCCCCGACCUCACCGCUUUGCGCAACCUACUGGAUCCUCUCACGCCAGUACCCACCCCAAUUCUGGUAAUCCGACACCCAUUCCAAAAUCAACCCAGCCCCAACAGGCCACCUCAAACACCAAUGCCACCCAAUCACAGGAGGGUUUUCAACGUCGCUCACCCCCUCGACGACCUCUUUGA